CCAAACCUCUAACUAACAAACAAGCGAAAAAACCAGGAUGAACGGCCGCAAAAGUGGAACUUCAACGAGAAUAGCCUCUAAUUUUACGACUUCCAGUCGUAAAUCGGUCCUGCAGGGAACAAAAAACUUCGUUUGGGAUCGGGAAGAGAUUUCCUCGAAUCAACCAUACUUCGAUCGGAACUAUGAGAAUCCCUAUAAUCGGCCACCAAAUGAGGUUAACUUCCUCGGAGGUUUGGGCAACAAGAAGCCCAACUUCCGUUCCAAAGUGCAUCCGCAGCGUGUCUCGACGGUUCAAAAGUUGAUGAAAAUGCGAACCUCCAAUCGAAUGCUGGAAACGUUGACGGAGGAUUUGAGGAAUGUGAAUAUGGUGCGGCAUGGAGCAGCCGGUAGAAAUCGAAAGCCAGCUGGGAACGUUAGGAAGUUUAUCGAUAAAAUAACGGACGAGCUGCAAAUUGCGGGGAACUUGGAACGUUCGACUCCAUCGGAACAAUCGGAGGAACAAUUUAUGGCUAGCAAUCGUAACAAAAUGUCAAAUGACGACUACAAGGAUAUGAUUGAAAAAUUGGAUCGGAGACUGUUGGACGACCAAUGUCCAAGUGCCUCAUUUGGGACGACUUUUCGUGAUUGGGCUACACGGGAAAGAUUCAAUUUUAAAAAUCGAAAUAACAUAGAAAUGAUGAAACGAGAAAGGGAUAAUCUCGAAUCGGAACUAUGUUCUUCGGUCGAUACGAGGUCUUAUGAUUUUAUUUCCAAUGAAGGAAAGCGUGUUACGAAAGUUCGUAACGCAUCGAAAAUUCCCCACUUGGAAGGAUUUAUGUAUGGACCAUUCACUCAGCUUCCUCGACUUGAUCCAUUACUCGAAAAUGAAACUAAAUUCGGCAUUCCACAAAGUUUAUUGGUACGAUCUUACCAAGAGAUAGAUUCGAUGAAAGCAGGAGAACGCAAUGUAGUCAAUACUCGACUGGCUCACAUGAGAAUUCCGUUGUGCCCAAGAAGCAGUGACGAAUCCUCCGAUGAUGACGAUAAGUUGGAGGAAGUGAAAAUUCUUUCCUUUAUCAGAACACCUUAUUUCAGAAUUCCCAGGGUUCGCACCGAGAAAAGACGUCGCAAAGAUCGACUCCGAAGUCGCUGGUUGAAAAAAGAUCGUCUGAAACGGAUCACCAUGCUGCUGUACGAUCGAUCCGAGGAAAAUCUGAAAUCAAAGAAGAAAUCCUCUUCUAAGCGUGGAUAUGGUUCUGAGUCAGGUGAUUCAGAGGAUUCCACUCGGAAAGUUUCCAAAAAAGCUUCAACUAGAGAUUCAACUAAACUUUCGGAACGAAAACAGCGCUACUAUGAGUUUAUUGAAGAAAAAUCUCUCGAAUACCGGCGUAUGUACGAUGAAAGUCUUCAACAACGUAUGACAACGUUUCAGGAUUUUAAGAAAAUAGAAUCUGCGCUGGAUGAUAAGAUUUCGGAAACAUCCCGCUCUCGAUCCAGGAUGCAGAAACUGAAAACUCCGGAAGAGCCGAGUGAACCUUCUGAAAAAGCUGAAUUGCGUUUUCCAGGACAACGUAUCAAAAGUCUUACCCGAAGUGAUGGACUCAUGGGAUCGUUUUAUAUUGAUCCAGAGUUUCAUGACAAGGCAAAAAAUUUGAAAUUGUAUAAAAAGCGAUCCAAGUACUACACCAGUUUGAUGAGAAGUCGCUCCAACAUUCGACAACGGCUACAGGUCAAUGCUCCCGACUUCGAAGAAGAACAGCUAGGAUUCAAAACGAAAUUCUUCAACCGCUUGGCCACCGAAUGGGACAACUACUACAUCCACGAGCUGCGCUACCGUCCAAAGAUAAGAAAAUUUUGUCCCAAGACUGAUAUUUUGAAAAUGAGGGAGCAAAGAAGGAACAACUUCCUUCAGUAUUAUAUUGCUGAAAAUCUGCUUAAGAUGAGAGAACGUCAGAUGUUGGAGCGUCGAUUCGCCAAAUGGAUCAAAGACUUCUGCAACCAGACCAAACCGAUGUUCAAGGUUUGGAAGGAUCAGGCGUAUGAUAAAGUCAUAGCCAUGACCGAUCAGGAGAAAAAUGCCCGCCAGGAGACGAAACGGCUAGCCAAUGUUUUGCGAGAACGGGAAGAACAAGUUCAAACAAUAACCGAACAAAUUCUGUUGCUGGAAGAACGUUGGACUAAAAUUAUGCAUACAAGAAACUACUACUUUCUUCUCAUGGAUCCACAAUGGCGACUUGAACAUGAUCAUCUUCAUCGAAAUCCAGAUGGUUCACUUCUUUCGGUCACCGAUGGAGUUAAAAACUGUAAAACUUUGUUCAUUCGGACCGAGGGUAACAAUAUUGGAACGGAGAUUGCCAGUUUCUACGGGGAGAAAAUAUUCCCGGAAUUGGAAAAGCAACCGAUUUGUGAGCCCGACUACGAACUGUUCCAUAAGGGGCUUAAUCAGAUCAAUCAUCGAACAAUCGAUGUGAUUCAAAAGUACAACCACAAGUUGAUGAUAUUCUCCCGGAUCGAUUAUCACUACAAGGGGGUGAUUGAGGAUUUUCCACGAUUUUUAAGCCACCAUCAGUAUCUUUUGGACACCUACAAUCGAAAGAUGGAAAUGGUUCAACGUAAGAAACAAGCGUUGAAGGUUCAGGUGGAUGAACUACUUGGGGAGCCGCUGAGGAAAAGUGUUGGGAAUGAACAUUUGAGAACCACAAUUACGAUUUUGGGACAACUUUACGAUUACAUAAGAAAAUCCAAGGGACUCGGGAAGGAGAUUGUGGAGAUAGACUGUCUGGAGAAGCUUUCCUCGAUUCAUCAAUACGUCCAAGAUCUUUUGAGCAAACUUGAUCAACUGCCGUUGGAUGUUUUGAAAGAAUCGGAACGGGAAGCGCGUCACAAUCGUCGGCAGGCACUGAAGAAGGCUAACGAUGCCUUCAAACGGAAGGAAGUUUUCGACCUCUUACGCAAACAACUCAAGUUUCACGUUAAGAAGUGAUCAAAUGUUUGAUUCAAUUAAGAGACCAUAACCAAGAUUUAGAUUCUAGUACUUUAAAGUCAUCCACAUUUUCACAACAAAAAUAAAAACUGCACGUUUGAUAAAAUAAAAUG
Uranotaenia lowii is the source of this 3075-nucleotide messenger RNA. RefSeq lists its product as uncharacterized. NCBI's taxonomy places the organism in Eukaryota, Metazoa, Arthropoda, Insecta, Diptera, Culicidae. The transcript is spliced from 6 exons. The record is from RefSeq and is a predicted model, not a curated record. Bases 38 to 2962 code for a protein of 974 amino acids.